Messenger RNA from Trachymyrmex cornetzi, 882 nucleotides. RefSeq names its product probable multidrug resistance-associated protein lethal(2)03659. The record is from RefSeq and is a predicted model, not a curated record. The annotation marks the transcript as partial. The transcript has 5 exons. Gene Ontology annotation, molecular function: ATP binding; ABC-type transporter activity. Gene Ontology annotation, biological process: transmembrane transport. Gene Ontology annotation, cellular component: membrane. NCBI's taxonomy places the organism in Eukaryota, Metazoa, Arthropoda, Insecta, Hymenoptera, Formicidae.
AUGACGAAUGAUACAUUGAAACAGGAGCCUCUUAAGGUGGCUGAAAUACGAACGGUAGGCAAUUUUUCCGAUAAAGUAUAUACGGAUUACUUUCGUGCUGGCGGCAAUUGGUGCAUUAUAUUCAUAGUGGCUAUGCUUUGUAUAAUAACACAAUUUGCGGCUAGCGGCAGCGACUUUUUUCUCGCUCAAUGGAUUAAUAUAGAGGAAAACUAUAUGAGCCAAAAGGACAACGGUGUUAUAAAAGACCCGAAUGGUCCUCUCACCCGCAUGCAGUGCAUCUACAUCUGCAGCGGACUGAUUAUGUCAACGAUCAUCAUCACCCUCAUUCGUUCAUGGACGUUUUUUUGGACAUGUAUGAGGGCUUCAAUGCGCUUGCACGAUCGCAUGUUUCGCAGCAUCAGUCGUGCCACAAUGCGAUUCUUUAACACUAAUACUUCGGGACGUGUACUCAAUCGCUUUUCCAAAGACAUGGGAGCGGUUGAUGAGAUGCUGCCCGCUGCGUUUAUAUACUGUCUUCAGAUCGGUAUAGCACUACUGGGCAUUAUCAUUGUGGUAGCCACCGCGAACGUGUGGCUGCUGAUACCCACGGUGCUAAUUGGUAUUGUCUUUUAUUACAUGAGAAUCUUCUAUCUGGCCACCAGUCGUAGCGUCUUGAAGGUAUCAGCGCAGAGUAUCGGUCUCACUAGCAUGUUCCAGUGGAGCAUGCGUCAGAGCGCAGAAUUGGAGAACCAAAUGACUUCGGUGGACCGCAUCCUUGACAAAGUGGACAGCGAGCCUCCUCUCGAAAAUGCUCCUAGUAAAAAGCCCAAGUCCGAAUGGCCGCAGGCAGGCAAGAUCAAAUUCAAGAACGUAUUUUUGCGCUACGCACCGCUGGAGCCGCCG